Molecule: messenger RNA, 1221 nt
Organism: Colletotrichum orchidophilum
Lineage: Eukaryota; Fungi; Ascomycota; Sordariomycetes; Glomerellales; Glomerellaceae
Product: TfdA family Taurine catabolism dioxygenase TauD
Exons: 4
Coding region: 1-1221 (406 amino acids)
Molecular function (GO): oxidoreductase activity
Source: RefSeq, a predicted model, not a curated record
AUGGCCACCCUCACUUUGACCCGUCCCGUCCAGCCGGAUAUUCAAUAUGCCCCGGACUACCAGAAGUUCCAGGCUCGGACUGCACGCCAAGUACAGGAGCCCAAUCUCCCAAAGAGCCUUCCCGACGGUCUUCCGGCAAAGUUUGCGAACGAUAUGGUCUGGGAGGGUGCGACGCUGGCCGACGAGUAUGAUUGGACCUAUGCCCUUACAUCAGAACAGCUUGACGAACUUGACGCGGCGCUGUGUCACUUCAGAGGGCUGAACCUGCCGCUGGGUCAUAUUAACCAGGAGAACUUUCCCCUGCCCAAACUUCGCCCUGAGCUUCGCAAGCUUUCAUACGAAUUACACAAUGGGCACGGAUUUUUUGUGAUCCGCGGAUUGCGAGUGGAUGAGCACACCAGAGAAGAAAACAUCAUCAUCUAUGCAGGCUUGUCAUCUCACAUCGCACCCCAGCGAGGUCGCCAGGAUAGGCAGUACGACGGGAAGCCGGCUGAUGUUGUGCUCACUCACAUCAAAGAUUUGACUUUGACGAACGAGAAGGGCCAGAUCGGCAGUCCUGCUUACACCGCUGAUAAACAGGUAUUUCACACAGAUGCUGGAGACAUAGUUUCCCUGUUUGCUCUGUCAACUGCUGCAGAGGGCGGCAAGAGCAAGCUGGCUAGCAUCGCAAGGGUUUAUAAUGAGAUUGCUAGCACUCGUCCGGAUCUCAUCCAUACUCUGACUCAAGACUGGCAAUUUGAAGUCUUCGGCACGCCUGAGAAGUCCUUCACUUCUCGCCCAUUGGUACACUACCAGCCGGCUACGUCAACAACACCUGAGCGUCUGGCAGUGCAAUACGCCCGUCGAUAUUUCGUCGGCUACGGUGCGCUUCCAAGAAGCGAAGAAAUUCCGCCCAUUUCAGAGGCACAGGCCGAAGCCCUCGAUACUUUGCAUUUCCUCGGCGAGAAGUUUGCGGUAAACCUGGACUUCCAGAAAGGUGACAUUCAAUACGCCAACAACAUGGGAAUCUUCCAUGCUCGGGACGGGUUUACCGAUACACAAGAACAACAACGUCAUUUGCUGAGACAAUGGUUGCGCGACCCCGAAUACGGCUGGGAGACCCCCGAACCUUUGAGGGAAAGAUGGGCUCAACUAUAUGACGGUGUCACUCCGGAAGCUCAAGUGUUUCCUCUCGAACCGUUCAUCCGUAGCGAAGGAAACAAGAGUAAAGGCCGCUCCUAG